AUGCUACUUAUGUGCCCCCAGAGAGAAAAGAAGGAACAACAGAUUGAACAGUCUGAGGAUCAGGAUAGGGUGGACGAAGUGGUGCAGGAUGAUGUGGAAGAGACGGCAAUAACAGAGGAAGAAUUCACAGUAGUUAAAAAGCGAAAAAGAAAAGAAAGAGUAAGCUCUCCGCCGGAGAAGCAGAAAAAGAAAAAAGUAGAUGAGGUUGAGAAGGAGGUCGAGAAGGAGGUCGAGAAUGUGGUUGAGAAGGAGGUUGAGAAGGAGCCCGAGGAAGAGCUCGAGGAGGAGAUUGAGAAAGAGGAGACAGUAGCAAGGGUACUAGCUAUACCAGCGGAGGAGGAAGAUUUAGGCAACGAAAAGCAAUACAAUAAACGCUAUUGCUUCACGCAUCACCGAGAAGUAUUUAGUUUACUCCAUAAUUACGCUUAA
Messenger RNA from Octopus bimaculoides (California two-spot octopus), 429 nucleotides. RefSeq lists its product as uncharacterized. NCBI's taxonomy places the organism in Eukaryota, Metazoa, Mollusca, Cephalopoda, Octopoda, Octopodidae. The record is from RefSeq and is a predicted model, not a curated record.